This is a messenger RNA of Thlaspi arvense, 429 nucleotides long. NCBI's taxonomy places the organism in Eukaryota, Viridiplantae, Streptophyta, Magnoliopsida, Brassicales, Brassicaceae. The record is from the annotation of a GenBank genome assembly.
AUGCAGAGUACCUUUGUCAUCUCCAUUACAGCAGCAGCACAAGAAAGCUUUGGGUCAGGAAGGCGAGCCCUCCAAGCUGCUACCUGCCUUCCUCCUCUAGCGAGGAAUUAUCGAAUAUUUCAAGAUAGAGGAUUUUCAGAGCAAGAAACGGUAACAAAAGCAAUCGGCAAUGUGCAAGAAUGGUUGGGCGCCCAAAUCAAUUUAAUCUCUACCCAACGAAAAGGCCAGAUCUCGAGGAUACCUAAGUGGCUAGCUAUGCGAGCAGCCAUGGGGCUGAAUUUCAAGCAUAUUUCAUUCAAAUCGGACUCUAAAAAUUUAGUGAUAGCAAUCACAGAAAAAUCAAACUAUUCGGAUAUACAUGGAAUAAUCUCAAAUAUCAUUUCUAUCUCUUUUUUCUUUCGAGAAUGUAUCGUUACAUUAUUAUGUUAA